Trichoderma breve is the source of this 813-nucleotide messenger RNA. RefSeq names its product altered inheritance of mitochondria 5 domain-containing protein. NCBI's taxonomy places the organism in Eukaryota, Fungi, Ascomycota, Sordariomycetes, Hypocreales, Hypocreaceae. Gene Ontology annotation, cellular component: mitochondrial crista junction; MICOS complex. The record is from RefSeq and is a predicted model, not a curated record. The coding region runs from base 1 to 813 and encodes 270 amino acids. Gene Ontology annotation, biological process: cristae formation. The transcript has 2 exons.
AUGGGCUUCGCAACCGGCUUCACUGGUGGCGUGACGCUCACCCUGUCCCUCGCCUACCUCUCUGUCCUCGCCCACCAGCGCACCCGCGAGGCCCAAAGCAAAUCACUGCGCACGCAAACGCUCAUGAUCCAGCACCUCAUCGAUCCAAUUCCGCAGCCACUGCCCCCGACCCGAUCCGAAGUCGCCGCUGCCCAGCGAGAAGCCGCCGUCGAGGUCGCCAAGCAGCGAUGGAACUCUGAGGUCGAGAACGCUGUGCGCUGGGUGCAGCACACGGACUGGGACGAGGUUCGAGAGGGCAUGGAGGGCAGAGUCGCGUACCUGUGGGCCAAGGCCACGGGCCAGUCUGUGGAGGAGGUGGAAAAGGCGAGGCGCUCCCUGGAGCCUGUGAAGAGGACGCAGAAGGCUGGCGGCGAGAUUGCAGCUGCUACGAGAGGGGCGUUUAACCAGGCCAAGGAAUCAGCUGAGAGCGUUGAGAUGACCGCCGAGAACCGGGCUCUGGACGCAAGGCUGAGAACCAAGAAGACCAUCGAGGAGACAGCUACGGAGGCCAAGGGAAUCGUUAGCGCAACUCUGGACAAGGGUCGAGAGAAGGCAAAGGAGAUUGUGGGCAAGGCCAAGACUGCCGUUGGUCUAGCAGAGGCCCAGGUGGAAGAGAUGACGGGCGACAAGGCCAAAUCGCUGAGCCCUGUGCAGCAGGCUUUGAAUCAACGAUACGAGAAGCCUUCAAAAGACACACGGACAACAGCAGAGAUUCUCAAGGAGAGAUACGUUCCACUGGACAAGCGAGACAACUCAAUUUUGCGAGGAUUGUAA